ACUCACUCAACCUUUCAUCUUUCUUAUUACCUAAUAUAUCAGAUCCAUAAAACAAGUUGAUCCCUUAACCUUCUUCACCAACAUCUCUUACUCUCUCUCUCUAUCUCUCUACACUCAACAAGAUCAUAUCAUGUCUUCUCCAAGAGAAAGAGGAAAGAGCUUGAUGGAAUCAUCAGGAUCAGAGCCACCGGUGACACCAAGCCGUUACGAGUCGCAGAAGAGACGCGACUGGAACACUUUCGGACAGUACUUGAAGAAUCAGAGACCGCCCGUGCCGAUGUCUCACUGCAGCUGCAACCACGUGCUUGAUUUCCUCAGGUACUUAGACCAGUUCGGUAAGACAAAGGUGCACGUACCUGGCUGUAUGUUCUACGGCCAGCCUGAGCCACCAGCUCCUUGCACGUGCCCUCUCAGACAAGCUUGGGGAAGUCUAGACGCUUUGAUCGGACGGCUGAGAGCAGCUUAUGAGGAGAACGGUGGAUCUCCGGAGACGAACCCUUUCGCUAGUGGAGCGAUAAGGGUUUAUCUGAGGGAGGUUAGGGAGUGUCAGGCUAAGGCUAGAGGGAUUCCUUACAAGAAGAAGAAGAAGAAGAAGCCAACGUCGGAGAUGGGUGGUGGAAGAGACGACUCUUCUUCUUCCUCAUCCUCUUCCUUCAGCUUCUCUUAAGAGAUUCUCCAUCUUCGUGAAAGACUUUUGUGAAAUUGGCAGGAUCAGUAAGUCUCAAAGAGGUAUCAAACGUAAAAGAGACCUCAAAUCUAUCUACUGCUGAUCAAGAAGUCAAAGUGAAAUGGUAUCAUCAACAUAUCUUUCGGCCCAUUUUAGCCGCUCCUCUCGUCCCCUCCACUAUAUCCGUAGCUCUCGGUCAUAUAUAUCUUCAUCCUUAUUCUCUUAUUAAGCUCUAUUUAUCUUUAUUCACUUAUUAAGUUCUUUUUGAAUAAGUAAGUGUAUAGAGUUUAUUAUAUAUUGAAGUCAGGUUUGUUUUGUACUUCUAUGUCUUCUCAUGUCAGCGUACUUCUAUGUCUUAUAUAAGCCCAACAUGUUGGAUUUAAAAUGAAAACAAUGGUCUAUGGUGGAAUAGUAGAGUCUGAUGACCACCGAAUUUGUUUUUGGCA
This is a messenger RNA of Camelina sativa (false flax), 1113 nucleotides long. Its product is annotated as protein LIGHT-DEPENDENT SHORT HYPOCOTYLS 10. The record is from RefSeq and is a predicted model, not a curated record. NCBI's taxonomy places the organism in Eukaryota, Viridiplantae, Streptophyta, Magnoliopsida, Brassicales, Brassicaceae. Gene Ontology annotation, cellular component: nucleus. Gene Ontology annotation, biological process: mRNA transcription; response to light stimulus.